UUCAAAUUUCAAGCUGAUUUUCUUUAUCUGCAACGAAAAUCAAAUUGGUUGAAAGAGUGCAAGGACUUUUUCACUGCAAAACUAUAAUAAACGAAUAAAAACGUUUCAGACGGCUGUGUGAAGAAAUAAAUUCGAGUUUCAUAUAACAUGUUUGCAGAAAAUGUGCCUUUGUCAGCAAACGAAUAAAAACGUUUCAGACGGCUGUGUGAAGAAAUAAAAUCGAGUUUCAUAUAACAUGUUUGCAGAAAAUGUGCCUUUGUCAGCAAAACAAGUACCUCAGAAACAAUUUACCAGAAGCAGCACGUUGUUGAAUUAGCCUGCGCAACUUUCAUAACAGCAACUGUUGAAUAUCUCAAAACAUAUUGUACUAGACCACUGCACAUCCGAAAGGACAACUUUGUCCUGCUGUAAAGCUUGCACGGCCGCUCUGCAAAGUGCGCGCGCCAUCUCUGACGCACUUAGCACGACUCGUAUAAAUGAAUUCACUUCGUCACUGGGCGCCAAUGAUCGCAGCUCGAGCGUGCGGCACUUCCUGAGCCCGGAGCCCGCCAUGCGUCUUCAGAGCAGCGAGGUGACCGGCGCGAGGGACCGUCUCUGAGUGACCGCUCUCACCAUGGAGAGUUACAACAACACCACAGAAAGCCAAGACUGGAACGGGAACGCGACGACAGUUAGCGAAGUUGCUUUGAGUUACCAAAUAAUCGGCUCGCUUUUCCUGGCCGCGUUAAUUCUGUUUGCCAUAUUGGGAAACGCGUGUGUCAUCGCUGCCAUUGCCUUGGAGAGAUCGCUUCAGAAUGUGGCCAACUAUCUCAUCGGCUCUCUGGCCGUCACAGACCUCAUGGUGUCGGUUCUAGUGCUACCCAUGGCAGCCCUGUAUCAGGUUCUGAACAAAUGGACUUUGGGACAGGAGAUGUGCGAUAUUUUCAUCUCUCUAGACGUGUUGUGCUGCACCUCUUCCAUCCUGCACCUGUGCGCAAUCGCUUUGGAUAGAUACUGGGCCAUCACUGAUCCCAUAGACUAUGUGAAUAAAAGGACCCCGAGACGAGCGGCUAUCUUGAUCAGCCUCACUUGGCUAAUAGGAUUUUCCAUUUCCAUUCCUCCCAUGUUGGGCUGGAGGAAACCAGAGGACCGGGCAGAUCCCGACGCGUGCACAAUCAGCCAAGACCACGGGUACACCAUCUACUCAACUUUUGGAGCUUUCUACAUCCCCCUCAUCCUCAUGCUGGUCCUCUACGGGCGGAUAUUCCGAGCGGCGAGGUUUCGCAUAAGGAAAACCGUGAAGAAAACUGAGAAAGCUAAAAUCGCGGACAAAUGCCUGGCGGUGUCUCCGGCGCUGUUCCCGAAGAAAGCGAACGGCGAGGUGAGCAAAACUUGGAAGCGAAGCGUUGAGCCGCAGCCGGGACCGUGCGUAAACGGAGCGCUCAAACACUCGGACGACGGAGAGUCGUUCGAGAUUACAGAAGUUCAGACCGUGUCCAGAAACCACCUGAGCCUGCCCAACAACCCUCAGUCGUGCUUCGAGAGCAGAAACGAGAGGAACACGGAAGCGAAGCGCAAAGUGGCUCUGGCCAGAGAGCGCAAAACGGUCAAGACUCUGGGAAUCAUUAUGGGCACGUUCAUUUUCUGCUGGCUGCCCUUCUUCAUCGUGGCGCUUGUUUUGCCUUUCUGUCAAGAAUGUUUCAUGCCUGAGUGGUUGAGGGCGGUCAUUAAUUGGCUUGGAUACUCUAACUCACUUUUGAACCCCAUCAUAUACGCGUACUUUAACAAAGACUUCCAGAACGCAUUUAAGAAGAUCUUGAAAUGCAAAUGCAUUAGACAGUGAACGAUGCUGUUUAACGGAUGCUAAUAUGCAGAUAUUGAUUGUUAAAGAACUGCUCUAAAGGCAUUAGUACGAACGGACCCAGUGCGGGACAGUACAGCACAAGAAGAGGUAGAGCUCUGUCCUUGUGUAUUUGUUUAUCUGUGAAGUUUAUCUGCAUCCACCACAAAAAAAAAAAAAAUUGCAUAUACAACUGGAUGGAUUCAGAUUAGACCAGGACUCUCAGACCAGCUGUGUGCAUUCAAUAAUAAAGCCCUUAAACAAAAAAUGCUUUUAUUUUACUGUAUAUGAUGAAAGCCACCUUUCUCCGAGCAGGAAGCUGUGGUGGGAUUGUAAGCACACAGAGAUGUCAAGAUCCAGCAGAUCAUUUAUGUAGAAAAAUGUAAUGUGAAACCAUUUCUCAUUUUUAUUUAUU
Molecule: messenger RNA, 2234 nt
Organism: Onychostoma macrolepis
Lineage: Eukaryota; Metazoa; Chordata; Actinopteri; Cypriniformes; Cyprinidae
Gene: htr1aa
Product: 5-hydroxytryptamine (serotonin) receptor 1A a
Exons: 1
Coding region: 614-1822 (402 amino acids)
Biological process (GO): regulation of behavior; regulation of vasoconstriction; regulation of hormone secretion
Cellular component (GO): plasma membrane
Molecular function (GO): G protein-coupled serotonin receptor activity
Source: RefSeq, a predicted model, not a curated record